UUUGCAAAUUUCUCCAACAAAAUGGUAAAAAAGAAGAUAGAUAACCGCAUCCGUGUGAUGAUCGAAAAUGGUGUGAAGCUGGGCCAUCGUACGUUGUUUGUGAUAGUUGGCAACAAGGCACGCGAUCAGGUGCCCAUACUGUACGAUAUCCUGACCAAGGCAUCGGUAAAGGCACGGCCACCGGUACUGUGGUGUUACAAGAAUAAGGAUGAAGCCAUUUCCAACCAUGGUAAAAAGCGUGCGAAGAAGAUACAGGCCGGCAAGAUCGAUAUCAACGAGUCUGAUCUGUUCGACGCAUUUCGUGUAGCGACUACGAUACAUGGCAGAUACUACAAGGACACGCAUACCAUUCUUGGCAAAACGUAUGGUGUGUGUGUAUUGCAGGAUUUCGAAGCCCUCACGCCCAACCUUUUGGCACGUACGAUGGAAACUGUGGAGGGCGGCGGUUUAAUCAUUUUGCUGCUUAAAACGAUCUCAUCCUUGAAGCAACUCUACACGAUGAGCAUGGACGUUCACAAGCGUUACCGGACGGAAGCACACCAGAACGUCACGUGUCGCUUUAACGAGCGUCUGAUUCUAUCCCUAGCCGACUGCUCUCGUUGUUUGUUGGUGAACGAUGAUUUAACCGUGUUGCCCCUGUCUUCCCGCACGGCCGACGUGAAACCGAUCGAUGUUGCAUCGAUCGAACGCGAACAAAGCGAACAGUUAGCCGAGCUGAAGGAAAGUUUAGCCGAUGCACCACCAGCAGGUCCGUUGGUGAAUCUGUGCCGUACGUACGACCAGGCAAAAGCCGUCGCCCAGUUUAUCGAUGCACUAGCGGAAAAGCAACUAAAACCACCAACUUCGCUAACGGCGGGGCGUGGUCGGGGAAAAUCGGCCGCCAUGGGUUUGGCAAUUGCCGGCUCGAUAGCGUUCGGGUACGUAAAUGUGUACGUAACAUCGCCAUCGCCGGAAAAUUUAAUCACUCUGUUCGAGUUCAUCCUGAAAGGAUUCGAUGUGCUCGAGUACCAGGAGCACACGGAUUACACGAUCAUACGCUCGACAAAUCCAAACUUUAACAAAGCGAUUAUCCGUAUCAAUGUGACACGCAACAACCGGCAAACUAUUCAGUACAUUUCCCCAUCGGAUGCACAUUUGUUGAAUGCGGCCGAUUUGUUAAUUAUCGACGAAGCGGCAGCCAUCCCAUUGCCGAUGGUAAAGGCAAUGCUCGGUUCGUACCUGGUCUUUAUGGCUUCCACCAUCAAUGGAUACGAAGGUACUGGAAGAUCGCUUAGCUUGAAGUUGUUAUCGCAACUGCAAAAGGAGAACAAUGCCCCGCAGCCGAUUACGCUGGAAGAAUCGAUCCGUUACAGCCCCGGCGAUCCCGUAGAAGCGUGGCUUACCUCGCUGCUGUGUCUUGAUGCUACAAUUGUGCAAAAUUUAAAUUCCGGCUGUCCACCGCCAGACGAGUGUCAGCUGUAUUACGUGAACAGAGACGCCCUGUUUUCAUAUCACCGGGCAGCGGAAACAUUCCUUCAGCGGAUCGUUUCAAUCUGCGUCUCGUCGCACUAUAAAAACAGUCCCAACGAUUUGCAGAUGAUGAGCGAUGCACCAGCCCACCAUCUGUUCUGUCUUUUAGGUCCGAUCGUGAAGAAAAAUCAAUUGCCCGAAAUUUUGGUCGUGAUACAGGUGUGUUUGGAGGGAGAAAUUUCUUCCCAAACGGUACAGAACUCCCUUUGCCGUGGUAUGAAAGGGUCGGGCGAUUUAAUUCCCUGGAACAUAACGGAACAGUUUGGCGAUCACGAGUUUCCGAAACUGUCCGGUGCGCGAAUCGUGCGAAUUGCAACACAUCCCAACUAUCAACGUAUGGGUUAUGGAAAGCGUGCACUGAACCAGCUGAAACUUUACUACGAAGGAAGAUUUCCGAUCGAAACGGAUGGUUUCGAUGAUGAGCAAGGGAAUGAUGAUAAUGGCAUCGAAACCAUUGAUGAUGAGGAGGUGGAUUUGCUGAAGGAAGUAAUAACACCGAGGAAAAAAAUCCCAACACUGCUCAAAUCGCUCUCGGAGCGAAGGCCAGAAAUGCUCGACUAUCUUGGCACGUCGUUUGGUCUGACGAGCGAAUUGCUGCGCUUUUGGAAGAGCCAAAAGUUUGUUCCCGUGUAUCUAAGCCAAAAGGAAAAUGAACUUACGGGCGAACACUCGUGCAUCAUGCUUUGUCCGAUCAAUUCUAGCGUCGAACGUGUGGAAACGAAUGAAUGGUUGAAUCAUUACUUUUUCGACUUUCGGCGGCGUAUUCUGAAACUGCUCGGGAAGGCAUUUAGCAAGUUUCCUACCAGCAUGGCACUUUCGUUGCUGGAAAAUAGAGCAGUUAAGAUUGAGGGUAAAGCAUUAACGCAAACGACCAUCGACGAAAUAUUUCUUCCACACGACAUACAACGCUUGGAAAUGUACGUUAACAGUCAGGUGGAGUACAAACUGAUCUGGGAUUUGACAACGGAUCUUGCCUCCCUGUAUUUUCAAGACAAGAUGGCCGGAUCGCAUCUCGAAACGCUACAUAAAGCGAUCCUGAUGGGAUGUGGUUUGCAACACAAGUCAAUCGACAAUAUGAUGGAAGAGUUGAAUAUGCCCAGCAAUCAGGUAUUGGCAAAGUUUUACGAUUGCAUGAAAAAGCUUACCAACUACAUUUUGCGUACGAUGGAGCGCACGAUCGAGGGUGGCAUGGCAAAGACGAGCGAGCUAAAUAUGGGACAAAAUUUGGUACCCUUGAAGCAAAGUCUGAAUGAAGAGUUUGCGGAAGAUGUUAAAAGUCUGAAAAAACAGCAGAAGAAGGAGUUGACCAGUUUGAAAAAGCUAAACCUUGAUCAGUACGCAAUCAAGGGAACGGACGAAGAAUGGAGCAAUGUUCUAUCGACCAGCAAAUCGACGAUAGUAUCCAUAAAAAGCGAUGAAAAGCGAGGUGGAAAGGGAUUUUAUCACGCAACAAUGAUUUGA
Messenger RNA from Anopheles maculipalpis, 2970 nucleotides. RefSeq names its product RNA cytidine acetyltransferase. Bases 22 to 2970 code for a protein of 982 amino acids. Gene Ontology annotation, molecular function: ATP binding; 18S rRNA cytidine N-acetyltransferase activity; tRNA binding. Gene Ontology annotation, cellular component: 90S preribosome; nucleolus. NCBI's taxonomy places the organism in Eukaryota, Metazoa, Arthropoda, Insecta, Diptera, Culicidae. The record is from RefSeq and is a predicted model, not a curated record. The transcript has 7 exons. Gene Ontology annotation, biological process: rRNA acetylation involved in maturation of SSU-rRNA.